CCCCGCUCACUGCUCAGCUCUGUGUUGGUGUGAAUGAAUGAGAGAGGGGGUGUGAAUAAGUAUGACUGUGCUGGGCUCAGCCUGAUUUACGGCUCUGCUGAAAACAGCUUUCCUUGCAGCUUCAGCAACAGCAGCAGCAACAAGUGAGCAUUCAGAGAGUAAUGCAACAGGACACUUUUGAAGAAAGCCUACACCCCUGGCAGGAGUCAUUUGAAAAUGUCAGUAUCUGCAUGCCAUUUCGUUGCCCACGAUGUGGUGACCACACUAGAUUCAGAAGCCUUUCUUCUCUGCGGGCACAUCUGGAGUAUGCUCAUAGCUAUGAAGGAAGAGGUCUUCUGACAAAAUGCAAUUUAUUUUCAUCCUUCAAAGGUGCAGAUCUGCUCUCUUCCUCAGAGACCACGAUUCAAGGAAAAGUGGGAGACCCUAGCAAUGCAAUAAUACAAAAAUCAUCCUUCAUACAUUUUUGUGACACGUCUCACGAGAACCCAAAGAACAGCCAAUCCCUGGAGGCGGAAGCUGAAAGACCUGUCUCUUUUGUGGCAAAUUAUAGGUCUGCAGACUUCAUAGAUGAGCAGAUUUCUAAGCCUGGGGUUCCAACAACAGACUCCAAAUCCUCUUUUGAGGCACAUGUGCGAGAAAAGUUUAACAGGAUGGUAGAAGCUGUAGAUAAAACAAUAGAGAAGAGAAUUGACAAGCUUACCAAAGAGCUGGCCCAAAAGACUGCUGAGCUGUUGGAAGUUCGGGCAGCUUUUGUGCAGCUGUCUCAGAAGAAACAGGAAGUUCAGAGACGAGAGAGGGUCUUGAACAGACAGGUGGAUGUUGCAGUUGAGAUGAUUGCUCUGCUGAAGCAACGUCUUACAGAGUCUGAGGAAGAACUUCACAGGAAAGAAGAAGAGGUUGUUAUUUGUAACCACUUUCUUGAAGAGGCAGCUGAGAAAGAGGUCCAUGGGAAAGCCAGGCUCCAAAACUUCAUUGAGAAUUUGUUGCAACGGGUUGAUCUAGCAGAAAGACAACUAGAAUAUUAUCAACAUCAGCAGAUAAUGUGCAAUUAUAAUGAUGUCAGUGAGCACAUGGUAAGUACACAAGACAGUCACCUAAUGAAUUAUACUGUAGUUCAGUGCUCCAGGAAAAGUACCUGAAUUUGAAUGUGAAUACAUUCAUCAAGACUGAAUAACUUAGAACCCAAUCAGAUUUGAACUUGUAAAAUGUUUGUCUUUCUGUGAUCUUUUGUUUUAUUUAUGUCUCAGUAAGGGGAGAUCAAACACUUCUGAAUAUUAUAGAAAUCUGAAAAGUUUUGAGUCAUCUUUUAUUUCAAACUUUAAUAUUCUAUUUUAAUUAUAUGGUAAGCAAGUUUAAAUACAAACAUAAGGUAAUGAAUUUCAUGUGAUAAUUAAAAGUAGUGGAAGAAAAAGUGCCGUUUGCUUUAUACAUUCACAACUGCCACAAAUUGCUGGUAGGGGAGCAUUCUGCACUUAAAAUUAAAAAUUCUGCACACAAUAUUUUAAAAAUCUGCAAAAUUCUGCAUUUUUGUCAGCACAACACAAUAUAAUCAAACUGGUUUCAAUUAUUUUAAACUACAAUAAAAUGGAUGGAGAAUUGAAGUGGAGAGCAUUGAGGAAAAUGCUCAGACUCUCUCUAUCCAAUAGUAAUGACCUUUUACUUCUAAACUUAAAAAACAACAAACAGUCUGGUAUCACUUUAUAGACUAACAAAACAUAUAGAUGAUAUCAUGAGCUUUCAUGGGCACAUUCCACUUCUUCAGAUGACCAGAGUUUUUGCUUCUAGUUAUUAGUCAACAAAUAUAUACAGCCAUCUGCUCAGUAUUGUAUCACAGGCAAGUCAAGAGCAAGUGAAGGCAGGGUACUCAAACUCUCAAUUUAUACUGGCUACCGACUGUCUCCAGAAAACUCGGUAGCCAACAGUUCAUGGAGCAGAUUUUGGUAGGAAAUGUUUACGAUCGAAAAAUUUAGACCAGUUCUAAUCACUGAAGCAUCAUAAGCACUUACAAGGCCACUCUGGCAAUGCUUUUACACCUAUUUUGUACUCCUGAGGGAAUUCACUAAGAACAAUUUACGAAGCAGGCAAGGUACUAUGUUCUGUCUACCUGAGGGAACAGACUGCCCUUCAUCUACCUCUUCAUAAAUGUACCAAAAUUCUGCCCCUCCACACUGAGCAUGCUGCAAUAGCAAGCAAGAGGGACAGUGUGUUCUCCACAUGCUGGUAAUUUACAUCUCUGCCAGCUGCUCCAGGUGCUCAAACCCAUCUUCUUGCACUGCUGGGAAGGGGAUGCAUGGCCUCUUCUCUUUGGUACCCCCAUCAGAAAUCAUUUUUCUGUGCAGAAACAAAAAAAACCUGCAAGAGCCAUGAAUUCUGCACCUGCAUAGUGAUGCAGAAUUUCCCCAGGUGUAACAAAAUGACUGUAAAUAGUUAUUUCUGGAAAUAAAUGCAUUAGAUACCACUCCAAAAAUUACUAGUAAAUGGACUGGCAAUGCUUCAUGUCUAUCAUUCUUUGAUCUCUAUCUGGGAUUGAUCACUAAUGAUACCUUUGUAAUGUGGAAAUACAGGCCACAUUUAAAUCAAUGUGAGUUAGUUGUCAUUCUAUGAGGAUCUGGGCCACAGUCCUUGAGAAUUAGCAAAAGAAUAUCUACAAGUUACUAAGCAACCAAUAGAUGGUAACUCCUACCCACCUGGAGUGUAUGCAUAGCUUUAACUUAUCAGUAAAGCUGAAAGAGUAGCUGUUAUUUUGGUUCAAGAACUGAAUAAAAAAAAUCCCUCCUUUACAUUUUGGCUCAUUUAAAAUCAAAAUGGAUGUUUUCAGGGUUUUUUGGGGGUUUUUUUUUGACAAAAUGAAAAAAAUUUAAAUUAUUUUGGGUCAAAAAUCUUAUGAAACGUAACUGAAAAAUGAUAUUUUGUUUUUUGAGCAUUUAUUUUCACCCUUUGUUUCAAAUACAGUUCAAUUCUUAAAUAAAACAUUGUUUCAAAUGUCAGGGUUUUUUUUGGCUGAAACUAUGUCCCAGAUUUGAUGGAAAUUCAAAAAUGCAUUUUUGGACAAAUUUACCAUAUGCAGAAAAAAAGUCACUUAUCUCUAUCUAACAGUGAAAAACUCACCAAUGACUUGAGUUGAAGUAUCCAUAAAUGCAGCGGUACUGUACAGAUAUUUAUGCAAAGUAUUAAGAAUUUCACUGUUUUUUAAAGAUUUCAAUACUAUUCAGUGAUGUGGAUGGGAGAGCAACACAUGUAGAAGUUCAGCCUAUCCCAGUCCCAUUCCUCUCCUGCCAUUCAGCCAGAACUGCAUUUUCUUUUUAAACAAAUGAUGAGCCUGGGCUCCUCAGUGUUAACAGGUACACACAGCCUACCUCCCUGCACUGCUGCCUCUGUAUGAUCAUAGAAU
This is a messenger RNA of Pelodiscus sinensis (Chinese soft-shelled turtle), 3391 nucleotides long. The record is from RefSeq and is a predicted model, not a curated record. NCBI's taxonomy places the organism in Eukaryota, Metazoa, Chordata, Testudines, Trionychidae.